Lontra canadensis (Northern American river otter) is the source of this 2855-nucleotide messenger RNA. RefSeq names its product Rho guanine nucleotide exchange factor 4 (gene ARHGEF4). Gene Ontology annotation, molecular function: protein binding; guanyl-nucleotide exchange factor activity. The transcript has 11 exons. Gene Ontology annotation, biological process: intracellular signal transduction. Lineage: Eukaryota; Metazoa; Chordata; Mammalia; Carnivora; Mustelidae. The record is from RefSeq and is a predicted model, not a curated record. Bases 65 to 2047 code for a protein of 660 amino acids.
CGCCGCCGUGGCCGCAUAGCCCGAGCAGGCGGCGCCCGGCCGGAAACCUCCUUAGCGGAGCCCCAUGAUGUCAGCUGGCCCGAAGCUGCGGCCGUGCGGCGACGGGGAUGGGGCCGAGGACGCCGCGCGAUCGCCUGCACGCCCCUCGCCCUCCCACGGCGCUGCCGGGCCUGGCCUGGGCCCCGGCUCGCUCGCCCUGUCGCCUGGCAGCCCCACCACCGCAGCGGCCCCCGCGCCCUGGCCCGCGCCGCCCCUAGCGGCCCAGCCGCCCCCAAGCCUGUGGCUCGAGCUCGGGCCCGCCUGCAUGAGGGCGCAGCAAUGCCCGAGCGAGUCGAGCGGGCAGACGAGCGGCGACCUCGGCACUAGCAGCAGCAGCAGCGGAAGCAGUAGCUCCGGGCUGUCUCCGGGCUCGGACUCGGACAGCAGCGGAGUAGUGUGCGGCGGCCGCGGCUGCAGCGGGGGCAUGCGCGGCGCCCUGUCCCGCUCCUGGAGCCUGGAGAGCCUGCGCUCGGCCACCGCGGCUAUCCCUGAUGGAGUUCUGGAAACAGCCCUUCGUGCUGACGAGGCGGGGAGUGAGGAGGACCUGUUUGAGGACAUGCACAGCUCCAGCCACCACUACAGCCACCCUGGAGGGGGUGGUGAGCAGCUGGCCAUCAACGAGCUCAUCAGUGAUGGCAGUGUGGUCUGUGCUGAGGCACUCUGGGACCAUGUCACCAUGGAUGACCAGGAACUGGGCUUCAAAGCUGGGGAUGUCAUCGAAGUAAUGGAUGCCACCAACAGAGAGUGGUGGUGGGGUCGUGUUGCUGAUGGCGAGGGCUGGUUUCCAGCCAGCUUUGUGCGGCUGCGGGUGAACCAGGACGAGCCCGCGGACGAGGAGGCUUUGCGGGCCGGAGACGGAGAGGCGGAGGAUGGAGGGGCCGAGGCGCAGAGCAGCAAGGACCAGAUGCGGACCAACGUCAUCAACGAGAUCCUCAGCACCGAGCGGGACUACAUCAAGCACCUGCGCGACAUCUGCGAGGGCUACAUCAGGCAAUGUCGCAAGCGCGCCGACAUGUUCAGCGAGGAGCAGCUGCGCACCAUCUUCGGGAACAUUGAGGACAUCUACCGGUGCCAGAAGGCGUUUGUGAAGGCACUGGAGCAGAGGUUCAACAGGGAGCGCCCCCACCUGAGCGAACUGGGCGCCUGCUUCCUGGAGCACCAAGCUGACUUCCAGAUCUACUCAGAGUACUGCAACAACCACCCCAAUGCCUGUGUGGAGCUGUCCCGGCUCACCAAGCUCAGCAAGUACGUGUACUUCUUUGAGGCCUGCCGGCUGCUGCAGAAGAUGAUAGACAUCUCACUGGACGGCUUCCUGCUGACACCAGUGCAGAAGAUCUGCAAGUACCCUCUGCAGCUGGCCGAGCUACUCAAAUACACACACCCCCAGCACAGGGAUUUCAAGGACGUGGAAGCAGCAUUACAUGCCAUGAAGAAUGUGGCCCAGCUCAUCAACGAACGGAAACGAAGGCUUGAAAACAUCGACAAGAUUGCUCAGUGGCAGAGCUCCAUAGAGGACUGGGAGGGGGAAGAUCUCCUGGUCAGGAGCUCAGAACUCAUCUACUCGGGGGAGCUGACUCGUGUUACCCAGCCACAAGCUAAGAGCCAGCAGAGGAUGUUUUUUCUCUUUGACCACCAGCUCAUCUACUGCAAGAAGGACCUUCUCCGCCGGGAUGUGCUGUACUAUAAGGGCCGAGUGGAUAUGGAUGGACUGGAGGUGGUGGAUCUGGAGGAUGGAAAAGACAGAGACCUCCACGUGAGUGUCAAGAAUGCUUUCCGGCUGCUCUGCGGCACCACAGGAGAGAGUCACCUGCUGUGUGCCAGGAAGUCUGAGCAGAAACAGCGCUGGCUCAAGGCCUUCGCCAGGGAGAGGGAACAGGUGCGGCUGGACCAGGAGACAGGCUUCUCCAUCACCGAGCUGCAGAGAAAGCAAGCCAUGCUGAAUGCCAGCAAGCAGCAGGCCACUGGGAAGCCCAGAGGUCACGCACACUGGAAGUUACAGGCUGAGUGAGGGACUACUCGGCACCCCAUUCAUGGAUUCUUCCCCACUACUGGUGCACUGAAGACACCAGCUGGAGGGGCAGGGGCCCAUAGCAGUGAGCCUCCCGCCACCCUCUGGACCUCUCUAUGGGGCCUCCUGGGAGCCACAGCUCAGAGCCACCAGCCAGGCCAAUGUGGUCAGAGGACUGGCCACUCUGAACCCUCUUCUCUGGACAUCUGAUCAUCCCUCCUCCUGUUUCCGCUGGACAGGAGACCAUCUGCCUUUUUAGCCCCUGCAAAGUUGGGCUCUGUGCCCCUCUGCCCUCAACUGUCUCUGAGGCCCCCAGUCUCCAGCUGGUGGUGCCAAGCAACUUGCAUCCCUGGAGGGUGGUAGUCAGAAUUCUGUGCACAAAAAUGUCCGGCCCAGAGCCCACUCAUUUUCGCCUUCUAGCCCCUCUAAGACACUCCUGGCUGCUGGACAACCUUCCUCACUUGUGAUGUUUAUAGUGGAAAGAAAACAAAACUAUAGUCACUGCAUACUUCUGUCAAGGUUUGUGAUCAGUCCACGUGUAGCUGUGGGUUGACUCUAGAACCUGAUCGCAUUUUUUUUUUGUUUGUUUGGAUUGUGCUGUUUUUCUAACAAUGGGGAAAAAGAAUUGUUACUAGUGACACAGAAAGAUUGCCUUACCCUAAGUGAGCAUGAAAAGCCAUAAGGACUGAAUUCUGUGGCCCAGCAUCCAGGACUGACCCACCAACCCAGAGGUUGAUAGGCAUGUGAGCUAGAGGGAAGCCCACAUCCCGCUGAGAAAGGUCACCCAUGAGUACAGCCAGGACCUGCC